Messenger RNA from Eimeria maxima, 3261 nucleotides. RefSeq lists its product as hypothetical. The transcript is spliced from 5 exons. The record is from RefSeq and is a predicted model, not a curated record. Gene Ontology annotation, molecular function: protein binding. Bases 1 to 3261 code for a protein of 1086 amino acids. NCBI's taxonomy places the organism in Eukaryota, Apicomplexa, Conoidasida, Eucoccidiorida, Eimeriidae.
AUGCGUUGGAGGGAAGUGAGUUCCUUGUUUCGUUAUCAGCUGCAGCAGCUGUCGCUUGUGCUAUUGCUAUUGCCUUUUGCAGCAUUGGGUAAUUGCACGCUGACUGCAGCAAACGAUGGUUUGGUGACUCGAAUAUCGUUGGAGGCCUCCGCUUUAGGUGCUUCGGAAUGCCGCGACUUCUACUCCAUUUACGAGCGGCAGCGUGCCCCUGUUGUGGAAAGCAUGGGUUCUUUAUCUUUACCUCUAACACAUCCGCAAGCCGGAGCUGCUCUGUCUGCUGCCGAGAUCAACGAGACCGCCGCUACAGAUGCAGGAGCAGCAGCUGCUGCAGGAGCAGCAGCUGCUGCUCCUGCAUCUGUAGCUGGAGCAGCAGCUGCUGCUAGAAGGAACCUGGACUUUCUUGACGCGGUAGAGGAAGGGCUAAUUCCCUUUCCUUCCUCAGGGACCCGCGCCUGCUUCGAAGCCAAGUUCAUUGACACAGCAGGCCACAUUGCAGCUGCUGCCCUGGAGUCCGGCUUUGUUGCUCUUGCUGAUUUCAGAGAGGGACCACACGUCACCCAUUCCAUCAUGCGCAACACCGGCGACUUCACCAGCGUAGAUCCUCACAUUCCCAAGCCUUAUCACCUUGCUUACGCUGGCAGCUGUGGGGCAGGCAUUCUCGAUUUGCGCACCGCGAAGCCCUUCUUGAGGCUGAGGGUCCCUGGCGUCGUCGGCGAUGAAGGGGAGGAACGCACGAAGGGAGUGAUUUGGCAGCCCCGCCGCUGUAGCAGCAACAGCCGCCGAAGUAGCAACUCUAGUAGCAGCAGCGACAGUGACGAGAGCAGCGGCAGCGACAGCAGCAGCGGGACCUUUGGUACCGCGAUACACCGCAUGAUAUGCAGCGACAGCAGCAACAGCAGUCGUAGAAGAGGCAGCAGCAGCGAGAGCAGCAACAGCAGCAACAGCAGCAUGUGCGGGGACGAAGAGGUGUGGGUCCCACCUCCUUCUCGACCCCGUUUGCGGCAGCGGGAGCAGCAGCAGCCACGCCACAGCAUUAGAGGCAUUGGGCGUGGUAGCCUUAGAGACAGAAUUGAAAGACUGGCCGAAGACACGAGCAGCUCACCAAGACCCGCUGUUGCGUCUGCUUCGCGCUCGCUGUGGCGAAGUGCUCCGAGACGAUUCACUAGCGGUAGCAGCCGCAACCGCAACAGCAGCAGCAACACCAGUACACACACAGACAGCAACAGAGCCACAGAGAACAGCAGGGGCAGAGACGCAGAUAUUUAUAGCCGCAGUGGCGGCAGCAGCGACAGUAGCAGAGAACUCGUUCCAGGUGCCCGCGUGUCCAGAGGUCCAACGAGUACCAGCAGCAGCAGCACCAGCCGCGCCGGCGGACGGCUGAGGCGGGGGCGAGGCGGUGUCUGGAGCCCUCCUUUAUCUCCAGAAGCCUCUGUUCCUGCAAGUGCUGCAACCACAGAAGGUAAAGCACACAAACAAGAAGGAAGCCAUAUAGGGGAGGACAGAAGCAGCAAAACUAGCAGAAGCAGCAGCAAGCUCAACAGCAACCAGAACAGUAGCAGCAAAGCCCACAACAGCAACAGCAGCGACAGCAAAUUUGUGCCCACGAAGAACGAAACGUCUUCGCCAACGAGCAGUGGCAAGCGACGCUGUAUCCGCUCCCGCGAUGGCAGCAGCAGUAGCAGCAACAGCAGCAACAUAAGGGACACCGGCAGCAGCAGCAGCAGCAGUGCUUCCAAGCCUUCAGCGUGUGCGCAGAGAGAUCCAAGGACCAGACUACAGCACGCCGCAGAAGAAGCAGCUUCUACUUCCUCUGCUGGUGGUGUUUCUCCACCCAGUAUGGACGCUGAAGGUCAGAACCCACAAAACCUUCUGCACGUUCAGGGCGCAGUGUCGUCGCUUGUGCAGGCAGCGAGCAGCAGGGCACUAACUCGAAAUGAGCAGCAGGAAGAGCAGCAGGAGGAGCAUCCGGAGGUGGAACAGCAGAAUCGGCAGAAAGAGGAGCAACACGACAGCGACACUUCGAGCUCCCGAUAUGCAGAAAGUAGCUGGCAGGCUGCAAGAAGGGACAACAUCCUUGCCCUCUGUCUGUUAACAGCAGGCAUGCAGCAGCAGGCGGGCGCCACAACGCCGUCCAUUUCUGCCGCUCUAGCUUCUGCGUCUGCAGCAUCUGCAGCAGCUGCUGCAGCAGUACGUGCAUCCGAUGGUCUCUUUGGGUUAGGAGGAGCCCCCCGGCGGCAGUCUGCACCGGCAGCAUUCGCGGCAGCAGCAGCGACAGCAGACACAGCAGAAGCAGGUGCAAGUUGCGAUGGGAGGAUGCAGCAAGGAAGCCGCGGAGCAGAGGAGACACCUGAAAGCAGCCGCCUUCGCCCGGCGUUGCCACCUGGAGAAGUGAGGGCUUUAAGAGAGACAUUUUUGGAAGUCUUGGGGCUACCGAGAGACCAUGCAGUACCUUAUGCGGUGGAGGAUGCGGAGACUCGCAGUGCCCCUGAUGUGGCGCCAGAGCCUCUGGAGAGGCCGAGAAGGAGCAGCAGCUCAGAGGAGACUGAAGGCGCGUCUUUACUGCGGGAGGAAGUGAACGACGAGCCACACGGAGGCGAUUUAAGUUUCCUGCACAUUAGCAGCCCCUCGUGGGACCGGUCCCGGGGCCGAUCCCGAUCCUUAGUUCCAGGCGGAUCCCGAUCUCGAUCCCGUUCCCGUUCUCAAACACGAUCCCGAUCUUGGGAUCGAUUCUGGGGUGUACCUGGGGAGACUGUGGCGCCCACGAGGGCGGCGGCGGCGGGGGCUUCUCCUGAUGUACAGGAGGCGCUGCGGCAAGCGGAGGCAGUUGCAGCUCAGCUGCCUGCAAUUCGAUUCCCCACAUACCGUGAGGUCUCGAGACAGAGGGGACAGAGAAGACAGCUGCACAGAGCAGCAAAAGUAGCAGACGUGCCGCUGGUGGAGAUGGUCGACAAGAUCGUUUUCUCUUGGGACGGAAAGCUGCUUCUCGCCAUUCGCAGGAGGCAGGAACCCCUCAUUUACAGCGCCGACUGGGAGUUGCCGCUGUUUGAGCUACAAAGCGACGGGUACACAAACGCUACCACCAUGAAGGGCGGUUGCUUCCUAACGGACAUGCAGCACGUCGCCUGCGGCUCAGAGGAUUUGCAGGUGCACAUCUGGCAGCUCCCUUCUCCGUUGCCAGUGAAGCCUUUGGCUACGCAGCCGCUGAAGCGGAGGGUUUGCCUGAAGGGACAUCUUUGUGUGGUGAACUGCUGUGCCAGGUAA